This is a messenger RNA of Tyto alba (common barn owl), 2404 nucleotides long. RefSeq names its product ras-related protein Rab-4A-like. Gene Ontology annotation, cellular component: postsynaptic recycling endosome. The record is from RefSeq and is a predicted model, not a curated record. Gene Ontology annotation, biological process: regulation of endocytosis. Gene Ontology annotation, molecular function: GTPase activity; GTP binding. Bases 97 to 744 code for a protein of 215 amino acids. The transcript is spliced from 6 exons. NCBI's taxonomy places the organism in Eukaryota, Metazoa, Chordata, Aves, Strigiformes, Tytonidae.
CGCGCGUGCGCAGCCGCGGCAGUUGCUGGCGGCAGUGGCAGUUGCUGGCGGCAGUUGCUGGCGGCGCUGAGGCGGGCCGGGGCGCUGGAGGCUCCGAUGGAUUCUCCGCUUCCCUCCCAGCCUGCCCGCCCGGCUUCGCCGGGUAGCACCGACCCCGGGCAGGAGAGGCGGCAGGAGAGGCGGGGGCGGGGGCGGGGGCGGGGGCGGGGGCGGGGGCGGGGGCGGGGGCGGCAGGGGUAUAAUGUUGUGCGUGCGCGCUUCCCCGCUCCCGAAAUACCGCAGACUGUCAUGUCCGAGACCUACGAUUUCCUGUUUAAGUUUUUGGUCAUAGGAAACGCGGGAACUGGAAAAACCUGUUUGCUACACCAAUUUAUUGAAAAGGAAUUCAAAGACGUCUCAAAUGUUACUAUAGGAGUGGAAUUUGGUUCAAAGAUCAUAAAUGUUGGUGGUAAAUAUGUAAAAUUGCAGAUAUGGGAUACAGCAGGACAAGAAAGAUUCAGUUCUGUAACAAAAAAUUACUGUAGAGGAGCUGCAGGUGCUUUGCUUGUCUAUGAUAUAACCAGCCGGGAAACCUACAAUGCGCUUACGAAUUGGUUGACGGAUGCUAGAAUGUUAGCAAGUCAAAAUAUUGUGAUAAUACUGUGUGGAAACAAAAAGGAUCUUGAUGCAGAUCGUGAAGUUACUUUUUUAGAAGCGUCCCAGUUUGCACAAGAAAAUGCAUCUUACAGAUUCUAUAGAUCAUAGACAAGGUUGGAUGGGGUGCGCCGCAGAUGGAAGCAAUGAGUUUUACUCAUAGGAAACAGAAAAAGAAACAGAUCGUACAAUUGCUCGGUGGGCUCAGGACCCUUGUCUCUGAGCCAUUCUCCAACACUCGACUACAGAUAGGGAUUUCAUUUCCACAUUGGUACGGCAAGCGAGAUGGGAAGGAAUGAGUUUCCACAGAAACACGUUCACAAACGGCAUCCCUGCGUCGUUCCUGCUGGCACACAGCGGGGGAGGCUGGUUUGGGAGGACAAAGCACUUUCUGAAGGGGAAGGAACACAGGAGUAAAUCGCAAGCAGCCCUCAGUAACCAGGGCAGUACUCUCACAGACAGACGGCCCUGCUGCACGGGCGUGAAGCUUUCUGCUUCCAGCAGUGCUCGAAUCCGCUGGACAACCAGCGCAGGAUGCUGAUGGAGUGGGAGCAUCCAGCAGCUACAAAAGCUGUACUGCAUGGCUGAAAACUUGGCCUCUGCUGUAGCGGAGAGGCGUGGCACUGUAAAGCUUCUGUACCCUAUGAAGCUGUAUAGAAGGCGGCAUUAAUUUUCCUUACCGAGGUGCUGGAAAGACUUUCUCAUGCAUACCCAUCUGUAAAUCCAGCUGUACUACCUCAACUUUGUUUCCCACAGUAUUUUAGAGGAUCCACUCUGUCUUGUACCGGAAGCUGCUCCAGAGUCACGGUUCCCAUUUUUCCGAUUUGAGAGUAACCCAGCCUUUUAAAGUACCGCCUGGAAAGGUCUUGGAAAGAAGUGACACUUUGCGCUAAUCCCACCUGGCACUGCUUGUACUUUUCCCAAUGCUGGGUGGCUUUGAAGAGCUCUUUGCACACAACGGGCACCGGGCCUCUGUUUGCAGCGCAGCUGAUCGUCCAACAGCUCUUCCCGAGCCGGCCUGCCCGUACGCCAGCAGAGCAGCGUUAUAACCUUGCCAGGCGUUCUCCAGCGCUCCUUGGGCCAGAUCACACAACACCUCGCUCUAAACAACGAUCGAGUGCAUCCUCUUCACAGAUGAGCAAGCAAACGCAUACACAAGCACUGCUGCCCGGGACGCGUGCCCCCACUAACAGGUUGAAUCAAGAUUUGCAAACGUGCUUGAAAGUAAUACCAAGUUCCGGGAUGACGGGAGCGUAGGCAAAAGCUAGGUAAGGCUUCCAACCAGUAAACCGACCCGUGCCAGUCACCUGCAGUACGCUUACAUGAACGUUAAUAAUGGGAGAUAAACUAAAUGAGCAGUCUAUGACCGUGUAUUAGCUACAACUGCUUGUAGUUGGUUCUUUGAGUAAAAUCUUACCUGGCCUGCAUAGCUGUUGGAUCCGGCUGAGACGAGCAUACCGUUCUCGCCCUUUCGGAAGCCACUACGAGACCACUAGGCUAGAUGAAACGUAAAGGCCUUCCAGCGCCCUGGAUUCUGAGGGCCACAUAUGCUUGUGCUGUUGGUGCUCACAGAAAUCACACACUACUUCCCUGCACCCUUCUCUGUGUACUGAAAAUACUGUUGUAGCACCAAAAGGCAAGCGAUCGGUCACCCAGCGAUAGCUCCUGCUUUUGUCUGCAUUUAAGCCAAGUUGAACAGCAAGGCACACCACAGCAAGGACUGCUGUGGGAUAAGCCUGCUCUUAAACUAUGCCAGGGGAUACACAGCCAA